Empidonax traillii (willow flycatcher) is the source of this 953-nucleotide messenger RNA. RefSeq names its product SLAIN motif family member 1 (gene SLAIN1). The transcript is spliced from 2 exons. Gene Ontology annotation, biological process: positive regulation of microtubule polymerization; cytoplasmic microtubule organization; microtubule nucleation. Gene Ontology annotation, cellular component: microtubule plus-end. NCBI's taxonomy places the organism in Eukaryota, Metazoa, Chordata, Aves, Passeriformes, Tyrannidae. The record is from RefSeq and is a predicted model, not a curated record.
UUGUUUAGAGACCCGGGGCUCCCCGCGGGGGUGGCUCCUGCCGCCCUUCCCACGGCUGGAUGGCGGGGGUGCCGGGCGGCUCUUUGUUCCUGCCGAGUGCGUGUGCGCGGCGCUCGGGCUGCCCGAGUGGGAGGGGAUCCCGCCCGCGCCCUCGCCGCCGUUAACGGGAGGCGCAGGAGCGGCGGCGGCGGAGCGGGGGUGGGCGGGCAGCGCAGCACUGCAGGGCCGGUUCGGGCCCCCAGCGCUGCGAGCGGCGCUCCCCGGCGCUCCCGCCUCCCCCGGGGGCCGGGCGCUGCCCUCCGGCGGCGCGGCGGAGCAGGUGCCGGCGGCGGCAGCGGGCCGGCAGGAUGGAGGCUGCCUUAUUGAAGCCGGCGAUGAUGGCGGAGGUGAAAGGGAGCGGCGCCGGCCCGGGCGUGAGCGCCGAGCUGGAGGUGAAGAAGCUGCAGGAGCUGGUGCGGAAGCUGGAGAAGCAGAACGAGCAGCUCCGGAGCCGCGCCGCCGCCGCCGCCGUGGCCAGCGGCCCGCCCAGCCCGCACCUGCUGCUGGCCCCGCCGCCGGCCCCCGGCGGGCUGCGCCCCGCCAGCCCCUCCGCCCCGGCCGCGCCGUGCAUGCCUAGCCCGGUGCCCACCCUGCUGUGCCCGCCGGAGCCCCUCGCCUACUUCAAGCCUUCGCCCGGCCUCGCCGCCGCCGGCAGCGCGCAGGAAGGCGGCGGCGGUCCGGGGGCGGCGGCCACGGUGCUGGACGAGGUGGCGGUGCUGGAGUUGGAGGACGGCUGCGGAGAGGACGAAGACACCUGGUUAUACGUCUUGCCUACUAAGACUCACACUUCUCAAGAGAAAUCACUGAGUCCUCUGCAGUGGUGCAGGCAUGUUCUGGAUCAUCCAACUCCUGAGAUAGAGGCUGCAAAACGUUCCCUAUGCUUUCGACUGGAGCAAGGUAAUUUUAUUCUUUGA